UAAUCCUUGGGAGCUUACACAAUUCCGACUUCUCAUAAGAGGGUUUUACCAAUGCUCUGGAAUUCUCCCUGAACAAGUCCUCUCUCCUUGCAACCACCUGAGGAGAUAAACAGCCCCGCUGAGCUACUAAGAGGUGGAGAGGAACAAGCGGCUGGCCAUCCUAGUGCUAUGGGGUCUAAUUCGGGUAAAGGGUGCCUGCAGAGCCCUCCUGCAGUCCUCCACGAGAUUAGGCAAACCCAUUAUUAACGCCUCCCUCAGCCAGAGAACAUUCUCUCUCUCUUUCUUUCCUGCCUCCCUGCCUAACAACUAUCCCUUCUCUCUCCUACUUUCCCUCGUUAGUCCUCCAUUACCUCAAACUGUUUCCUUUAGUUUCCCUCUCACUUUCUCUCAGUAUUUCUUUCUCAGCUAUCUGUUCCUUCUCUUCCCCUCCUUGCCGGUUUCUUUAACCCUCAGACAAUCCAGUGAGUGUGAGGGACUUUGAGGGUCCGGGUGGCAACAUGUGGCUCGGGGGCCAUGCUUUCUCCACACUGCUGCUGCACCUGACUGUGCUGGGGACAGGGAGACUUAUGGGGGUGCAGACCCAGGGCAUGGGCCAGGAGCGAGGCUACCUGCAGGACAGCCUCAGGGUCUUGUCUCUACCCCCAGGGCCAGGGAGCCAGCCUCAGCUCCGCAGGAACCAGACAGGUGUCCUGCUCUCCACCCUCCUCGAGACGGUACGCUGUCCAGAACGGAUCAGUGGGUCACCGGAGCUUUGUGAGAAGUGCCUCUCUCCUGAUAUGGUCCUUUCUGUCCUGGUGGAUGAUGGGAAGGCGUACCUUGCCGAGGAGGACUACCUCAGAGUCUCCACAGCAUUGCUCUACUACAUCAUCAACUUGCAGGACCUCUGUAGUCCCAACACCGCUUCCUCCUCUUCGUCCUCCUCUUCAUCACUCUCUUAUGAGGACUACCGCCAGGCCCUCACCAACCUACACCCAACUGAGGACAGACACUUCCUCUCCUCUAAUGAGACAGAGAGUGUUCUUCAGCUCAUUAACCAGCACUAUCAAGGUCAUGCCCUGGAGACAACCACCUCCUCCCACUCACAGUGUGUAGACGCCACCAAUCUGAUGGAUGAGGUCGGGGUGACGGACAGCCGGGGUGCCGACCUGUCAGCUGUGCCCCGCCUUGCUGCAGCCAUCAUCAGUCACACCCUGCAGGGGCACUGCUUCAGCAGGAGGAACCUCCCUUCCCCUGCUUUCUUCACCGAGUACAUCUUCCAGUCCCUCAACCGCACCAGCAACCUGCAGAUCAUAGAUCUGGAAGAGCUGCUGCAUCAGCUGGGUGUUGGAGGAGCCUCUCACUCUCACAGCAGGGCCAGGCGGAGCGUCACAGGCACCGCCCAGAGAGUUUCAAGGCAUCAAUUGGAUGGUUGCGCCCAUGAACCUCUGGGCAUCAGCACAGACUGGGCCCAUGUGUGCUUCUCAGCCAAUGAACUGGUGGAUAUCUUUGCUCUGAAUCCUCGUUUACCCAUAUCCAGAGAUCACUUCAGACAACUGUGUCCUGCCAUAAUCCAGCAAUUGCUAGGCAACGCUUGUGAUCCCUCAGAGCUGAAGGCACGAGGAUCACCACCCAGCGCCAUUGAGAAGUAUGGCUACAGCACUGCUGCGGUCUUGCUCAUCACGGUGGGCUCCAUGCUAGGCAUCUGCCUGAUCUUCUUCAACUCCUGCCAGGAUACCUACGCCCUCAUCCUGCAGCUCUUCGUGGGCCUGGCAGUGGGCACUCUCUCAGGAGAUGCUCUGCUGCACCUCAUACCACAGAUCCUUGGCCUCCAUGAUGACAGUCACCAUGAUGAUCAUCACUUUACAGAGGGCAAGGAAUAUCUGUGGAAAAUUCUGGGGAUCAUUGCUGGCAUCUAUGGAUUUUUCCUCAUUGAAAGAGUCUUCUCCCUAGUGUUGCCUUCUCACAGCCAUGGCCACCAGGGUAUGGGCCAUUCCCACGACCUCCCCCUGGAGCUCAACUGCAACGGACAGUCACAGAGGGGCAAGUCCAUCUCCACCAUGCAGCUGGAAACUGUGGAAGACUUGGAGUGUACAGAGAUAACUUCUGAUGAGCCAGGCACAAGUACACCUAUGCAAAGACAGGGGGUUCCUCUGCUGGCUCUGAUGGUAAUCGUUGGAGACAGCCUCCAUAACUUUGCUGACGGUCUGGUGGUGGGUGCAGCCUUCUCCUCAUCUGCAGAGACGGGCAUGGCAACCACCGUGGCCAUACUGUGCCAUGAAAUACCACAUGAAAUGGGUGACUUUGCGGUGCUACUUAGCUCAGGUCUCUCUGUGCGGAACGCCGUGUUGAUGAACCUCUUCAGCGCACUGACAGCCUUUGUUGGCCUCUACAUCGGGUUGUUCGUCUCCACGGAGACCGAGGUCCAGCAGUGGAUCUUCACUGUCACUGCUGGGAUCUUCCUCUAUCUGUCCCUCGUUGAGAUGCUUCCGGAGAUGAACCGUGUGAAGACCAGCAGGCCUUUUGUCAUGUUCCUCCUGCAGAACCUUGGUCUCCUCAUGGGAUGGGCUUGUCUGCUGCUCCUGGCUCUGUUUGAACAUCAACUCAAGUUCUAAGGACUCAAUCUUUUUCUCUUUCUUUUCUCACAUGCACACAUAUAAAUUGAUGGUACUGGUAGGGUCAAGCUUUUUUACAAUGUUGCCAUCCUUUAUUUGCGUUAUUUUAUUAGGUCAUACUUACAGUAAACAUC
This is a messenger RNA of Osmerus eperlanus (European smelt), 2725 nucleotides long. Its product is annotated as zinc transporter ZIP12-like. Gene Ontology annotation, cellular component: plasma membrane. Bases 498 to 2591 code for a protein of 697 amino acids. Gene Ontology annotation, biological process: zinc ion import across plasma membrane; intracellular monoatomic cation homeostasis. The transcript has 13 exons. The record is from RefSeq and is a predicted model, not a curated record. NCBI's taxonomy places the organism in Eukaryota, Metazoa, Chordata, Actinopteri, Osmeriformes, Osmeridae. Gene Ontology annotation, molecular function: monoatomic cation:bicarbonate symporter activity; zinc ion transmembrane transporter activity.